Molecule: messenger RNA, 1118 nt
Organism: Populus nigra (black poplar)
Lineage: Eukaryota; Viridiplantae; Streptophyta; Magnoliopsida; Malpighiales; Salicaceae
Product: pentatricopeptide repeat-containing protein At3g48810-like
Exons: 2
Coding region: 64-642 (192 amino acids)
Molecular function (GO): protein binding
Source: RefSeq, a predicted model, not a curated record
UUAUUUCACUAAACGACGCCGCUUUCAGCAAUUUAAGAAUCACUUGAUACAAGCAGAGCAGCAAUGCUGCUCUGGCUAAUAACAACCGCUCCCUCGUCCGGGAAUUUAAUGUUCAGUCAUGCUCAUCAUCUUAUAGAGAAUAUGGCGAAUGAAAAUUGUCCUCCAAAUACAAUUACAUCCAAUACAUUUAUCAAAGGUUUAUGUUGCAGUGGAAAGGUGGAGUGGGCAAUGAAAGUGCUCGAUCAAAUGGGGAAAUAUGGGUGUUCACCUAAUGCCACAAAAUAUAAUGAACUUUUGGAUGGUCUUUUCAAUGCAAACAGAAUACAAGAAGCUCUUCGGAUAGUUGGAGAGAUAGAAGAAAUGGAGAUCGAGUUGAAUUUAGUGACUUAUAAUACCAUUUUGUCUGGAUUUUGUCAUGCUGGAAUGCUAAAAGAUGCUUCGCAGCUUGUUGGGAAAAUGCUGGUUGGGGGAACCAAGCCUGAUGCCAUCACAUAUAACACGGUAAUUUAUGCAUACUGUGAGCAAGGCGAGGUAAAGACUGCCGUCCAGCUUGUAGAUAGAUUAACAGAGGAGGGAGGUAUCCAGACAUAUUUACAUGCACUAGUCUUUUGGGGGGUUCUGCAAUUGGAUUGGAGUAGAUGAAGCCAUUUUCUGUCUUGAUAAGAUGAUGAACGAAGGCAUAUGCCCCAAUCAUGCCACGUGGAAUGCAUUAGUCAGUGGCUUGUUUAACAAAUUGGGUUAUUUGGGGCCAAUUAACAUUGUGGAAUGUGGAUGAUAUUCUGGCUAAUGGACAAGUUCCUUGAGUUUGAAUGUUCCUGGAAAGUUCAAAUAAACAGAUAAAUAUGCCGUCCAGCAAUCAAUGAAAUGCAAUGGGUGCUCACGUUGACUGAAUAUGUGUGGGUCUCCUUGUUGGGCUCCCUUACUCGUCAUUGCACUCAUGAAAGAUUCUGUACUACUUGUUUGGCAAUAUAAUCGUUAUUAAACUGAUGCUUGUUGCCAUAGAUUGCAACACCUGAUGGAUCAUUCAUGUCAAUGCAGGUGUUGAACUUGAACCAUACUUCAGAUGCAGUUGAAGCAUCAAGGUCAAUAAUCAAGGCUUCUUCAUAUAUUAGAAUUGA